AUGGCUCCCUCCAUCGCAGAACUUUCGUCAUCUUCCUCGACUCCUGUCACGGAAGUUCCUGUGUCCACCACUUCUGCGCUGGCGGAAGAACGACCUUCGAAAACCUCUACAGUUUCAACAUGGCAAGCUAUCGCUAGUCGUCGCCAAAAAGAGAUUUUCUCUUCUAUUCCCUCGGAAUGGAUUCUUCCAGCAGACCUUCUCAAACCUAAACGUCCUCUUGAUUUAGUAAAAACGUGUGGUUUGUUGAAUGAGAGAGAAGUAAAGAUUGUGUAUAGUACUGCGGUGGAUUUGCUGGAGAAAAUGAGAACGAGAGAGUACACAGCUGUGGAAGUUACAACGGCGUUUUGUAAAGCGAGCGCUGUUGCUCAUCAAGCGACAAACUGUCUCGCCUGGACCAUGUACCCCAGCGCCCUCUCCCACGCCGCCAAACUCGACGCCCACAUGACCCAAACCGGAUCUCCCAUCGGACCCCUCCACGGUCUACCCAUCUCCGUAAAAGAACACAUCUACCUCAUCGACACACCCUCCACAUCCGGUUUCGUAGGCUGGGCCGAUAACUUCUGCACUUCCCCCUCCCAAGAAGGAAUGUGCAUCCAAGUCCUCCGCAACAGCGGCGCAGUAUUCCACGUCAAAACCACCAAUCCCCAAGGACUCAUGGCUCUCGAAACAUGCUCGAAUCUCUAUUCCACCACUACCAAUCCUCUGAAUACCUUUCUCUCCCCCGGUGGUUCAUCAGGUGGCGAAUCCGCACUCGUAGCCAUGCACGGCUCGAUUCUCGGAAUCGGCACCGACAUCGGAGGAAGUAUUCGCAGUCCCGCGCUCAGCUGCGGUAUCUACGGUCUCAAACCCAGUGUGGCGCGACUUCCGCAUUCCGGGCUCUCGGGCGCAUACGAUGGCAUGGAAAGUGUGAUUGGGGUUAUCGGACCCAUUGCUACGUGUUUGGCAGAUGUGGAAUUAUUCUGCAAAACGCUUUUGGAUGCGCAGCCUUGGAGAGGAGAAGUCGGAUUACUUCCUAUCCCAUGGGGAUGUCGCGAAGGUGUUGCUGCUGAGAAGGAAGAAAAUAGGAAAUUGAAAAUCGGUAUCAUAUAUACCGAUGGAGUACACACGCCUCAUCCACCCAUCACCCGUGUGCUGCACACCGCAGAAUCCACACUCAAAGAAGCAGGGCACGAAAUUAUUCACUUCCCCACACAUCUCCACGCUCCUCUCAUCUCCACCGUUGACGCGAUGUAUCUUCUCGACGGGGGCGCCGAAUAUCUCUCUCACCUGUCUCUGACCUCCGAACCUCCAACCUCCUUACUCCAAUGGCUUUUAGAAAAGAAAACCACGAAAAACCGCACCAUUGCCGAACAGUGGAAAUUGCAUAAAGAGAGAAAUAGAAUCCAAGACGCAUAUGCGAAAUUGAUGUUGGAGACGGGGGUAGAUUGUAUCAUAGCGCCAGGAGGUGUAACGGUAGCGAAUGCACAUGAAGAGGCGAAGUAUUGGGGGUAUACUAGUGUGUUUAAUGGGUUGGAUUUACCGGUUGCGUGUUUGCCUGCUGGGGAGGUGGAGGAGGGAGAUGUGUGGGAUGGGAAUGAGGGUGGGAAAACGGAUAUGGAAGCUCUUUGGGGACCUGGGAAAAAAGGCGCGCAGAAAUAUGAGGGAGGAAGCGUGGGAUUACAGAUUGUUGGGAGGAGAUUGGAGGAGGAAAAAUUGUUGAAAAUGGUUAGGAUAAUUGAGAAGGAUUUGGGAUUACCUGGGUCGAGCUAG
Messenger RNA from Botrytis sinoallii, 1749 nucleotides. RefSeq lists its product as uncharacterized. Bases 1 to 1749 code for a protein of 582 amino acids. The transcript has 2 exons. The record is from RefSeq and is a predicted model, not a curated record. NCBI's taxonomy places the organism in Eukaryota, Fungi, Ascomycota, Leotiomycetes, Helotiales, Sclerotiniaceae.